Messenger RNA from Leptopilina heterotoma, 854 nucleotides. RefSeq lists its product as uncharacterized. The record is from RefSeq and is a predicted model, not a curated record. The transcript has 4 exons. NCBI's taxonomy places the organism in Eukaryota, Metazoa, Arthropoda, Insecta, Hymenoptera, Figitidae. The coding region runs from base 236 to 838 and encodes 200 amino acids.
UAUUGUACGUCGGCCUUUAUAACUUUAUAGGUUAUGAAUAAGUUAUACUUAAAUCCUUAAAUUCAAGAAGCAUUAUAAACAAAAACAAGGAGAAAGAAGAAGUCACUUAAAUGAAGAUUUCGUCAAUAUUUUCAUAUCCAUCAAAUUUAAAACCACAGUCGCGGGUUUGAAAAGAGUGGAUUUGGAUGCUAUUGGCGAAACUCUUAUAAACUUUUAAAAAAAUAAUUUUUUAAAAAUGGAAAGUGAAAACACUAGUUCUGAAGAUGAGUCUGUAAUAGAAGCUUUAAAAGAAGCAGCCGAUCAAACUUUUCUAAAAGAAUCAUUUUUCGUUAGACCAAUUACCAAAAGUGUAGACAAAGAAGAGUCUUUGACGAAUAUACGUGAACAAGAAGCAAUUAAAGCAAAGUCGAUACAAAAUUCAGAGUAUAAUAUAUUCGGAGUCUCGGAUUAUUUUCAGAAACAUGUUGGUGACAAGCUAAGCAAAUCAUUAGAGAAAGAAAUUGAAUUCAUAGACGAUUAUCAAAACCUGAAUCUUACCGUGAAAGGUGAUGACUCAAAAUUGAAACUUGGAAUCAGAUUAUUAAGCCCAUUUGAUACAAUAACACAGGACGAAGAAGUGAAUUGUGUUGAAAAUAAAAGUUCCUUUGUGCAAAACAAACGUUCUAAAACUGUGGUAAGUAAAGAUGAAGCCAAAUUGUGCAAAGAAAGAAUUAAGGAAGCAGUUGUGAGCCAUGAACGGAUUUUAUCAAAAACUGACACUAAGGCAUGGUUUGUUAGAAGAAAAGAAGCGGAUUUUAAAUAUAAAAAAUUAUCGAAUGGAACUUUAGUUGAACAAUAAAAUAAAAAAGCAAAAA